UUAACAGGUUAGGCUACACUACUUAUAAAUAAAUUUCUUUACCGACGGUCUAGAUUUCAUCAAAGAAAACUUGUUAUUUUGUUCUUAGAUAAUACAUUAUAGCAAUCUGCUUUGUUUGUUUGAGAUAGGCAGUGGACUAAGGUGAGAAAACCGACUGUACACAGUCAAACAAUUAGAUCUAGACCUUGAAUUUACACUUAUUAUUGAUCGGAACUAUAAAGUGUCAUAUUCUAGGAUUCUAGGCCUCAGCAGAAUGCCCCUUCUCAGAGGUCAGUUGAGCCCACAUUUCCAGCACGGGAUCAACGUAUGGUUUACUGGUAUGACUUUGACCGUGGCCUCGAUGUGUACGAACUCUUGGGUAGUCUUCACAGCGGAAUUCGCCUUCACAUUCACCAUAGUUACCAGAGCGGGUCUGGUCCAGUUUUGUACAAAAGUGCCCAAGGAACUAUUUGCUGUGCACCCUACCAAAUGUGAAAACUUCCUCGUCAGUCCCAAGUUCUUCCAGACACAGCUGGCCCAAGUGGCCUUCGUCCUAGCAUGUCUUCAGACUCUGUUCUCCGCUCCAACCAUCCUGUGUGUGCUCACACAGAACCAGUCGACCAGAUUUUCCUGCUGCUGUGUGCUGCUCACCAGCGCUGCUCUGUUCAACCUGUUGGGCGUAACUCUGUACCUACAUGGGGCAAAGAAAGAGAUCGGGGAUUAUGUGCUUGGAACUGCCACGAAGGAGACGACAUCUAUUCGUUUGCACGUGGACUGGGGACUGCCACUAUUCUGUGUUGGUAACAUCUUGAUGGUGGCGUCGGGGGUAUUGUUGAGCUCCACGGCCAGCAUGCAUCAAGAACCUCCGGGCGAUUCCCUCUCAGACCCUGGUCAGCUGGGUGACGGUGUGAGUGAAAAGGCAACCUCUUGUUUUGUAACUUUGUGUCAAGAUUGCGAUUCUGAUUCGCAGUGCGCAGAAAUAGAUGUUUACAACUUACCAAUGCCGACAAACGGUGGUGGUAUGACUGAGUCGAAAGAUUUGCACUCGGAGCAGACAAGAACUGAGCAACGUCAAAAGUAGACAUUUUGACAGAAAAUAUUUUGACACGGUAUCAUGAUAAUUUUAUAUCAAAUUUAAUCAAAAACGUUCCUUAAACUUAAUUACUUAAUGAAAACAUCAAAGGUAAAAACAAUUCUUUUUGUGUCUGGAAGUGGAGUGAAUAAA
Aplysia californica (California sea hare) is the source of this 1204-nucleotide messenger RNA. RefSeq lists its product as uncharacterized. The transcript has 5 exons. NCBI's taxonomy places the organism in Eukaryota, Metazoa, Mollusca, Gastropoda, Aplysiida, Aplysiidae. The record is from RefSeq and is a predicted model, not a curated record. The coding region runs from base 254 to 1060 and encodes 268 amino acids.